GCCCAUUCCGCCUUGGUACACUGAGGCAUCCAUUCUCUUUCAUCUCGUUCGUUUUCAUCGUCGUUCUUUAAGUCCUGCAUUUCGUCUGAGCCAUGGCCCAGCCAGUCAUUUACCGCACCCCGCUCGCCGGACGCCCCCCGUUCGCCACCGACGAGCCAGACUCGGUCUAUCAACAACAGCCUAGCCCGACACGCAGGAUCAGACAGCCUCCCCCUCCGAACCCAAACGAGAGGUCAUCCGCGUAUAACAUAACGUUACGAACGCUGCCAUUGGUACUGGUGCUUACGGCUGUCGUAAAGGGAACUAAAUCCCUUCGCGUUUAUGGCCAGCUACGUUUGACUGUGACGGCAUACAUGCACGAAUGUCAGAGUCACGCGAUACUUGCUCGCUGUGCAAGCAGCAGUUCGGAUUUAAAGCUCGACGCAGGGUAUGAUCAGUACCUAGACGGCAACUCCGGCCCAGCGCAGGCCUCCGAGAAUCCCUUCGAUGACAGCAAACAGCUGAAGCCACAACCUAUCCCGCUCGCUGCCCCCCGGCCCGGCUACGCUGCGCCAGUUGCCGCGCUCAAUCUCUCGCGGCCAGCACGCGCGGCUACCCCGGAGGGCCGCCAGCCCUCACCCAGCACGCCUGAGAUGUCGCAGGCAUACCCGAAGCCGCUCACCCUCGUCUCGCGCCAGAACUCGCCCAUCUCAGGCUCGUUCCCUCACACCCCGCACCAGUUACAGCCUCCGAUGACCCCGAUCGCGCCUGCAUUUAUCCGCCCGUCGAGUGCGGCAAGUAACACGCGCGACGUGAAGUUUUCGCCUACGCAGCCGAUCCUGCGCGGCGAGAAGGAGGAGACUCUCCUUCCGAAGCGCGGGCAGGGCGAAGACUUCUGGAGGCGCUUCAGUAUAGUCGCACACGAGGAAGCACCCGGGAAGAAGAGCACUUGGCUUAGGAAGACGCUGGACGGCGGCUCUCGCCAUUCCCGCUGGGUCUGGUUUACUGGCAUGUUACUACUCAUAAUUAUCAUUGCCGCCAUCGCUUUCGGCGUGUACAAGUCACACUCUGAUGCUUCAUCCAGCUCCAACACGUCUGUCGUCACCGCCUUGGGCGGUAGCGCGAACGAACAGGGCGCGGGAUCUUCGUCCGUCGGAGCGUCAGUGAUAGGCAGUUCAACUUACCUACAUGUCUCUCCCACAAAUACCGUGCAACGUCGUCAGGAUAUCGACGACCCGGUUCCUACCGCGCCCUCUGUCCUCGAUUCCAUUGCCGUCCCCGUCGCCCAUGUGCCCCUUCCUGCCCAUGAUGCUGAUAUCGACGGUGCACGCGCUGUCAGGGCGUUGUCGCGGUCGCACGCCCGGCAUCGCCGCAGCCACGUCAAUCGCACGUCCCAUUAGCCCGCGUCGCGCACGUCCUGGGAUAGGUGUCGCCGCGCGCGACCCGCGUCCCGUCCGCUCGUUACGCUCAGCCUCAUGCAUAUUUAUCGCACUGUUGGAUCACCGUGGUGUCGUGACGCUUCCCAUGUCGCCUCUUCUGGCUUAUCUUCGUGGAUACCCCUGCACGCCCUCGUCCCCACUCGUAUUCGGACUGCGGGCUACAUUUGCGUUCCGGAAGCCUUUCUUCUGCUCCGCUUUUGUCUGUUCUUCUGACGCUUGUCUGGCUUUUGCUUCUUGUGAUGACUGUACAUACCCCUUGCUACUUUCUGGCUUUUACAUGCUUUGGCUUCGGAUGAGCAUACCCUGCAACGCCCUUGUGUACCUAGUACUUCUACGCUUGUCUGCACCUACCAAUAGCGCUAUAUAAAUGUUGCGUUGCAGAU
Messenger RNA from Postia placenta MAD-698-R-SB12, 1801 nucleotides. RefSeq lists its product as hypothetical. The transcript is spliced from 5 exons. The coding region runs from base 93 to 1379 and encodes 428 amino acids. The record is from RefSeq and is a predicted model, not a curated record. NCBI's taxonomy places the organism in Eukaryota, Fungi, Basidiomycota, Agaricomycetes, Polyporales, Adustoporiaceae.